Molecule: messenger RNA, 648 nt
Organism: Periophthalmus magnuspinnatus
Lineage: Eukaryota; Metazoa; Chordata; Actinopteri; Gobiiformes; Gobiidae
Product: cytochrome c oxidase subunit 6B1
Exons: 4
Coding region: 114-374 (86 amino acids)
Cellular component (GO): respiratory chain complex IV; mitochondrion
Source: RefSeq, a predicted model, not a curated record
UUACGUCGUGACGUAAUUUCCCGACAUUCUCCGCGCGGUCACUGAGAGGACAUCAGAGGGCAAACAGCGCUCCCGAGGCUCGCUUACGUAUCUAAAUCUUAAAACCUUACAAAAUGGCUGAUGUUAUUGAGUCAAAGAUCAAGAACUACAGGACAGCUCCUUUUGACUCCAGGUUCCCCAACACCAACCAAACUCGUAACUGCUUCCAAAACUACCUAGACUAUCACAGGUGCAACAAGGCCCUGUCAGAGAAGGACCAGGACACAAGCCCCUGCGAAUGGUACCAGAGGGUCUACAAAAGCAUCUGCCCCUCAGGAUGGGUGAACGGUUGGGAUGAAGGUAUUGACAGCGGCAGUUUUGCAGGAAAAGUUUAAAUGUAGCCACCUCUGACUCGGACAAUUCACUUCAAGUUCAUGUGAUGUACACCCUUACCUCCGUACUGUGCCUAAGGACGUUUCACACCAUAACAUAGACCGUACUAUUCUGUUACCUAAAAUUUGAACCACGCACAAGUUUUUACUGUUAAAACAUGAGGGGUUUCUCGAGUCCUUUUUAAAUUAAUGUUCUCAAAAUCAAAAUUCCAAGCCAGUAAAAUGGUCCUAUAAAUGUUUUGUUAGACUAAAGACAAAUAAAAGAUGAUUGACUCUA